Brassica rapa (field mustard) is the source of this 3884-nucleotide messenger RNA. RefSeq lists its product as uncharacterized. Gene Ontology annotation, biological process: meiotic DNA integrity checkpoint signaling; telomere maintenance; mitotic DNA replication checkpoint signaling. The record is from RefSeq and is a predicted model, not a curated record. NCBI's taxonomy places the organism in Eukaryota, Viridiplantae, Streptophyta, Magnoliopsida, Brassicales, Brassicaceae. Gene Ontology annotation, cellular component: checkpoint clamp complex; nucleolus; site of double-strand break.
UCUUUGUGCACUAUUACAAAACAUCAAGUAUUAUGAAACGGAAGGAGUAUUAAAGUUGUUGAAAGUACUUUUUGUUUUUGGAUAUUUUUUCUUCAGUUUAGUUGGGUAAGUUAUGUGUAUUAAGUAAUAAUUCUUAUUAUCCUUAUUAUGUUUGUUAUAUGUUUUUAUUUUAUUUUUAAACUUGUUGCUUUUACCGGACUUUUGAAACAAAUACAUAAAGACCUGUAGAAAUAACUAUAAAAUGAAUGAAAAUUCUGAGUGUUUGGACUUUAAUGAGUUUAAACGAAUUUAUGUAUUUUUCAUAAGAAGACAAUAGGAUUGAUUUAUUUACAAUAGACAUGUAAUCUAUUUUCAUAAGAUAAGAGGAGUGAGCAUGUGGAGAUGUUGUUGCCGCCUUUGAAUAUGUCGGGAUUGUAUCUCCUGGUGUGGUUGUGUUUGUUUCUGUUUUAUUUGAUGGGUAAUAUGUAAACAAAAAUCAUUGUCAGUUGUAUUUAUCAGAGUUCGUAAUUUACUCUGCUUUUUUAUUUAGGUAAUUUCACUGAUCUUGGUUGUCGUCUUCAUCUUCUUCGUAAGCAUCUGCGAAAGUAAUUUUGUAAAUUGGUAAAUAGCUGGCCGUGUAGUUUAUAUUUGUUUAGUUGACUCGAUGUAUGUGUCGUUGAGUUUUAGUUGAGGUGAUUGGUUUGGUAUAUUUGUUUUGAAGUAUAUUUGUAAGAUUAUACAAAAAAAAGAUAAGUAAUGAUUAGUCUUUUUGUGAUUCUAGUUUUUGGUGUUUUGAUUGUUUGGGUUGUUGUGGUUUCUUUUAAGCUGUAAAAUAAAGGUUUGUGUAAAUUAGUUUAAUAAGUAAGGGAGAUAAACAGACGACCAUAGAUCUUGGGAGUAAAAUAUUUUUGAUUAUUGAUGUUAGCACAAUAUAGAUAAUAAUAUAAAGGAAAUUGUGUGUUGAUUGUUUCUUACGGAUCAAUGAGGAGACGGAUAACGACUCGAGUUGUUUUUUUGGUGAGUCAGAGCCCUGGACAUAACAUAUUUUUCAACCACAUCUACGAGUUUAAAUAUCAGUUAUGAUAUCAAAACAUAAUGUAAAUCCAUAUACAAUACGUUAAUAUACUUAAGAGUUCUAGGUUUGUGUUCGCAAUCACUUGGAGAUUGUCGAAUAGUCUAAUUAUGACUGGAGAUUGAUCUCAAGAGCACUUGUGACGACUUCAUCAAUAAUAGUUGGUGAGAUGAAACGAAUGAGGAAUGAAUGAUCAGUUAUCUUGUACAUGCUUGAGCACCUAGCAACCUCAAAACGAUCGACUUUCACAAUGAAACCAACUUUCAAAGAUGACAUGUAAUGAUUAGUACGUCCGGCAGGAUUAAACCCAUGAAUCAUAGAAUCUGUAAAUAAUAGAAACAGAAAAUCAAUUAAAAACAAUUAUGUUAAAUAAAUGUGAUAAAUUGAAGAUUAAUUUACCUUUUCAUCGAGGAAGAGAACAGUGAUUCCCAUAAACUCACUGUCUUUCUUGAAGUUCAGGGAAUCCCAGAAGCGGAGGAGGCCAGAGGCUAUGCUCUAACUACUACGUCCAAGAUGAAAAGACUCGAAGGUUGAGUGACAGACGCCGGUGAUGCCGGUUUGAGAAACUGGAGAGGCAUAGAGAGACAUUUUCUAGAAGAUGAGAAUUAAUGAGUUCUGUGGAUAUAUAGAUUAGGUUCAUCAAAGAUGAGAAUCAUAUAUAUAGAGUUUACAGAGAGACUACAAAUCAGGAACAUUUAUGAUCAAACGAUUUAAGAUGAGGAGAUGAAGAGUUCACCGGUGAAAAAAUAGAUUACGAACAAAUACACGGUGCAAUUCUAUAACUCAGACUUGUCCGAGACAAUAAUAACCCUAACUCAUGUUAAACGAUGAUAGUUUACAAAGUGGGAAAACUAUAAUUGUUGCAAACUUGAAUUUUUUUUCAUAUAACGUAAUGAAUCUCAUUUAAAAAUGAAACACAUAAUAUACUUGUAAGCCUGACCCUCAGAGGAAGCCAAAUAAGCAAAAGCUUCCGACUUUCAUAAAUAUGUAUUAGUUUUGGCUAUCAAUAUACAAAAUAUUCUUUAGUUUAGUGAUAUAAAUGUUAGUGUUUAUAUUUUAAUUAUGUGGAUUCAAACCAUGGGUUAAACAUUUUUUUACACUUUUUUAAGUGGGACUCACACAGAUGUGGCGCGCCGAGGAGUGCAUGCAGAUUUUAAAAUUUCAUGAUUAUGUAUAACACAGACUAUUUGUAUAUGCAUUAAUCUUUUUUUACUAAUGAGAUCAGAUGUUGAUGGUAAUUUAGCUAUAGCUGAUCCAAAAUUUUAUGGUCAGUUUCCGGUAUAGUUAUUAUCCCUAUGGGUAUGGAUGGGCCUGCCUUUAAUUAAGCUUAUGGGACUAAUGAGCCUGUGUCUAACUAAUUUCCAAAAUUACAAAAAGAAAACAAAAAUGUCUCCAGAAAUUUGCGAUUCCCUCUCUCUCUUGUAGAAGAAUUAGGAUAAAAUUCAAGUUCACUUUUGGCGCAAAAUCCCAGAUAUUUUGUUAGCCGGCGAGUUCGUAAACUUCCCAAGUUUCUCUGAAUCAGUCGUCUCCUUCAUAUCGCGAAUUGUGAUACAGAUUGUUUGAUUCCUUCUUUAAUCCGCGCAGCAGCUAGGGACUUCUUCUCCGAUAAUCUCUUCCCUUUCCGGGAAAAAAGUCCGAUCAGAAGCAACAGAUCUAAUAAACUCUAAAUUCUGCUAGAGAGAGAUGAAGUUCAAGGCGUUUCUCACUGAAAACGGAGUGAAUCUCUUAGAGAGAAGGUUCCUUCCCGCGUUUGACAAAAUGGGCAAAACCUGUUACCUCUUCCUCACCAAAGACCACUUGUUCUUCCUCCACAACCUUCUCAACGGCGACGGAGUCCAAUGCAUUGCUCAGUUCCGCAUCGACGUCCUCUUCGACGACUACCGUAUCUCCAGCCAGAACGACGACCGUAUCGCCUUCUCCCUGGACGUUUCUCUUCUCUACCGUGCUGUCAAGAGCAGUGUCAGCAUUUGCACUGAGUUCAGCGGCGGGUUGGCUUCCAAUAGGCUUCAGAUCAAGCUUGUGAAGAAGCUCCCUCAUAACUGUACGCAACCAAUGCCCUUCUUGACGUUUGAGACCAAGGGGUAUAAAUCUGCUGUCAUUCAAGAUGUUCCCAUCUCCAAACCGCUGUCUCGGUCUCAAGUUGUGGAGCUUCAGACAGCUCUUGACUCUGCUCAAGACCUGCCUCCCACUCUUGUUCAGGUCCAGGACCCUAAUCAGUUACAGAACUUUGUGGACCGUAUGAAACAUGUUGGGGAUGUGCUUAAUGUUACGAUAAGCAAGCAUGGUGAUCUUCAGGUGCAGACCUCCACGACAUUGAUAAGGCUUGGCUCUGAGUUUCAGAGGCUUUCGGUUGUUGGAGAGAAGUCUCAAGCUCCUGCUGAGGAUAGGAACUUGAGCGCUCAGACACGGUCAGAGAGAGCGAUUGCAAGAGGAGAUGCUCAGUCUGUGCAGGUGAGUGUUAAGCACUUCUUAAAGAGCCUUCAGUGUCACUUAACCAAACCAGACUCGGCUUUCUAUGGAAUUGCUCCUCAAGGUGCUUGCUUGACUGUCAUCUUCCAGUUCUUGGUUCCAGGGACUCGCCAAACCGACAAGUCUAUCACUUUGCAUUGCAGGCUUCCUGUCUUGGAUACAGGCUCCAACUAAAUCUUAAUGAGUGUUAGUAGUUUGCUUUUAUCAAAAAGACUUUCCGUUAAGACCAUAUAUGUACUACAUUACACUCCCCUACAAGCUCUCAAGCAUCAACAAUUGAACAAAAAGAAAAAGAAAAACCAAAAUCAUAUUCUUACAAAAGAAACAAAGAAUGUGUGAAACCGAACAACAGACACUUUUGUUU